AUGCAUAGACAUCUGAAACUGACCCUCAUACCGUAUCAUCACCCACAGACCGACCCUUCCGGUGGUCCAUCGAUCCAAGUCCAUCCUGCCGAAGCUACUUCCUCUCGGAAUCAGUCAUCAACAGCCUCUACUGCUGCCGGCUUUGCGCCCCAAGACAAAGCCCUACCAGUACCAGCGUCCACUUCACCUGCCCACGCUGCCGCCUCUUCGACUGCUUCGACAUCAACAUCAUCAAAGCAACCAUCGCAAACACACCAAGAUCAACAAGCCCGCGACAUGAAGCAGUACGCCAACGGCAACCAUCUCUCCGUCCCGGCAGCCGGAGUACACAAGAACAGCAAUGGUGCCAACGAGCAGUAUCAACGCGAGGCCGAGCGCAUCGUUGCCGAAGAGCGCGAGGCUGCAGAAAAGAUGCCCUUCUACGAGGGCCUCAGCGAGCGAUUCCAGCUCAUCAAAAAGAUGGGCGACGGCGCCUUCUCCAACGUCUACAAAGCCAGAGAUCGACAGACCGGUCAGAAGGUCGCCAUCAAGGUCGUUCGCAAGUACGAGUUGAAUAGCAACCAGGUGCGUAUCCUCCAUAUCUUGUGA
Pseudozyma hubeiensis SY62 is the source of this 588-nucleotide messenger RNA. RefSeq names its product likely protein kinase. Lineage: Eukaryota; Fungi; Basidiomycota; Ustilaginomycetes; Ustilaginales; Ustilaginaceae. Gene Ontology annotation, biological process: mitotic spindle organization; protein phosphorylation; regulation of cytokinesis. The coding region runs from base 1 to 588 and encodes 195 amino acids. The record is from RefSeq and is a predicted model, not a curated record. Gene Ontology annotation, cellular component: spindle midzone; spindle pole centrosome; chromosome passenger complex. The transcript has a single exon. Gene Ontology annotation, molecular function: protein kinase activity; ATP binding.